This is a messenger RNA of Candida albicans SC5314, 1008 nucleotides long. Its product is annotated as thiosulfate sulfurtransferase. Gene Ontology annotation, cellular component: mitochondrion. Gene Ontology annotation, biological process: transsulfuration. NCBI's taxonomy places the organism in Eukaryota, Fungi, Ascomycota, Pichiomycetes, Serinales, Debaryomycetaceae. Bases 1 to 1008 code for a protein of 335 amino acids. The record is from RefSeq and is a predicted model, not a curated record. Gene Ontology annotation, molecular function: thiosulfate-cyanide sulfurtransferase activity. The transcript has a single exon.
AUGUCGAGAUCAUUUUUAACAACAAUUACUCCAUCAGCAUAUAGAGCAUUAUUAUCUACAUCCAAUCCAUCAAAACGAGUAAUCGCCAUAGAUGCAACUUGGUAUAUGCCCAAUAAUCCCAAAAAUGCUAAACAAGAAUUCAUUAAAGAACGUAUUCCAAAUCUGAAAUUUUUUGAUUUAGAUAAAUAUAUUGAUCCAACCAGUCCAUAUCCUCAUAUGUUACCAUCAAAUAUAUCAAUUAUGGAACAAGCUUAUAAAGAUUUACAAUUGAAUUUAAAUGAUUCAAUUGUUGUAUAUGAUAAAUUGGGUAUAUUUCUGAGUCCUCGUGCCGCUUGGACUUUUUCAUUAUUUGGUCAUCCUAAAGUAUAUUUAUUAGAUAAUUAUUUAAAUUAUAAACAAUCAGAAUAUCCAAUUGAUGGAAACCCUCCACCAAUUGAAGAAGAAGAACAAAACAAGGGAGAAAUCGAGAAUCUUGUUAAUCCAGUUAAACUUGAUCAAGAUCAAUUUAAUGAAAAUUAUAAACAACAAGUUAUUGAAUAUGAAGAAUUAUUAGACUUGGUUACAAAAAAAAAAAAUAAUGGAUAUGGAUUGAAAGAUUAUUUACUUUUAGAUGCUAGAUCAUUAGAUCGAUUCAUUGGUAAAGCCAAUGAACCAAGACCAGGAUUAAGUUCUGGUCAUAUCCCUGGUGCAAUCAAUUUACCAUUCAAUACAUUAUUAACUGGUAAUAAUAAUCAAUUCAAAAAUAAACAAGAAAUUUUAGAAAUUUUCCAUGAAAAAAAUAUUCUAAAUGGUAAUGGUGAUGGUAAUGGUGAUGAUAAAAUUGAAAAUUUAUUAACAAAUUAUCCUAAAGGGAUUAUAGUCAUGUGUGGAACUGGUGUUACUGCUGUUAUUUUAAAAUUUGGUAUUGAAUGUAUUUUGAAAUUAAAUGUUCCUGUUCGUGUUUAUGAUGGUAGUUGGACAGAAUGGGCUUCAAGAGCACCUUCUGAAUACAUUCAAAAAGAUAUUUAA